Messenger RNA from Sus scrofa (pig), 4247 nucleotides. RefSeq names its product G protein-coupled receptor associated sorting protein family member 3 (gene GPRASP3). The record is from RefSeq and is a predicted model, not a curated record. Gene Ontology annotation, cellular component: cytosol; nucleus. NCBI's taxonomy places the organism in Eukaryota, Metazoa, Chordata, Mammalia, Artiodactyla, Suidae.
CGGGUCACGUGACCGCGCCCUUGUUGGGACCGGCGUAGAGGUGUGUCGCGCUGAACAGGGACAGGAAAGACUUAAGCCUGACGAUUGACGGACGGAUGGCCGUGGAAGGAGCGGACUUGUUCCUCUGGUCUUAUCCUAAGUAGCAGCCCUUGAGUUCCCUCAGCCUAGAUUUCUUGUUGGUGGUGCUGCAUUUAUAUUUGGGGAACUUCACAAGGUGGCCUGGCCAGAUAUCUCUAAGUCCCACUUGCAUCCCAGGGCAGAUUCACGUCUGUGGACAGGAUUGCAAGUACUGAGGCAGGGCAGCCUUGAUGAUUGUUUGAUCCAGGGUUUGACUCUUCUCCAGUUAGUGGAUUGUUCUGCGGUGGGAAAAAUAGCACCUCCUGAGGACUCCUGCUAUAUAGGCUGGCCGGCCUAGGUGGUGAAUGAGGUUUGUUCCUUUAUAGAGGCCUGUAGAAAACUGCACAUAGCUGAUCACUUUGACUUUGAUUAAGAAAGAGGACGAAAGCUAUUCAUUUGGGUCCAAGGUUUGCCUGUGAGUUGGCUGUAAGAGUUAUCAAUACUGGAAGCAAGAAAGGGGGAGAAAAUUGCGCCAGAUCAGUGCAGGUCUCUCUGCUGUGGUGGCUGUGCUGGCUUUGGAGUGACAGAAGAUCAUCACCUUCAACCCAGCGAAAGAGUAUUAAGACAGUGACCUGGGACACAUUGAGAAUCAAGGCCAAGACUGUAUAGAGCUAUCUGUAUAACUGGGCUUCAACCAUGACUGGGGUUAAGAAUGCAAGUAAAAAGAAUAGAAGUAGGAAAAAUGAGAAUAAAAAGAAGGCCAAAACUGAAAAAAGGGCUGGUGUAGAAGCUGAAGCAAAGAAGGAGGCUACUGGUGUAGUCAGAUCUGUACCCAAGACCCAGGCCAAAGCAGUAGCCAAGGCAGGGUCCCAGGAAGAUGCAGUGGCAGAGAUGAAGGCAGCAUCUAAGAACAAGGUUGUUAGUGAGAUGAAGGAAGGAGUCUUGGCAGAUAUCAGUCCUAAAGCUGAAGAUGAAGCAACUAGAUCUUCUUGUUCUGUAGUUAAGGCUAGUGCUGAAUCCAGGUCUACACGUAAAGAUAAGACUGGUAUUGAUACCCAGCCCCGGGCUGGGGAAGAGGCCAGUGUUGGUUCCUCAUCCCAGAAUGGAGGAGAAGCUAGUAAUGGUUUCAGCGCUAAGGAUGAAGGUAAAGCUGAUACUGGGCCCCUGUCCUGUGCUGAGAAGUUAGAGCCUGUGGCUGGGGCCACCUGCAAGGCUAAGCCAGGGGCUGAGGAGGAGGAGGAAGAAAACGUUAUUGGGAACUGGUUUUGGGAUGGCGAUGAAACUAGUUUUGACCCUAACCCUAGACCUGUGAGCAGGAUAAUUAAGCCCCAGCCUGUGGAUGAAAUUAAUGAAAAAGAUAGGCCCAAGGACUGGUCUGAGGUAACUAUCUGGCCCAAAGCCCCUGCUGUAACUCCAGCAGUGUUAGGCUUUAGAUCCCAAGCCCAAUCUGAAGCAAAGCCUCCUUCAUAUAUUGUCCUGGCCUCAGCUGAGGAAAACACCCACUCUUUGCCUGCGGCCACAGCAGGCCCUUCUAGGAGCACUGCCUCAUGCUCACAGUCUGUCCCCGAGUACCCAUUUGGUUCUGACCCUUGCAUCCAGACCAUAGAGGAGAUUAGACGCCAAAUCAGGAUCAGGGAGGUGAAUGGGAUUAAGCCAUUUGCUUGCCCUUGCAAAAUGGAAUGCUACAUGGAUUCUGAGGAGUUUGAAAAACUUGUUACCUUACUUAAGUCAACUACUGAUCCUCUCAUUCAUAAAAUAGCUCAAAUUGCAAUGGGGAUCAUUAAUGUUCAUCCGUUUGCCCAAGAGUUCAUUAAUGAAGUGGGUGUAGUGACACUUGUUGAAAGCUUGCUCAGUUUUCCUUCCUCUGAAAUGAGAAAAAAGGCUGUAAUUACUCUGAAUACCCCCUCUGGGGAUGAAAGACAACGCAAGGUUGAAUUACACGUUAAGCAUAUGUGUAAGGAAACCAUGUCUUUUCCUUUGAACUCACCUGGACAGCAAUCUGGAUUAAAGAUACUAGGGCAACUGACUACUGAUUCUAACCAUCACCACAUUGUUGCCAAUUACUUUUCAGAGCUUUUCAAUUUGCUGUCCCUGGGAAAUCGUAAAACCAGAAAUCUUGUUUUGAAAGUACUUUUGAAUAUGUCUGAAAAUCCAACUGCAGCCAGGGACAUGAUCAAUACAAAGGCAUUAGCAGCAUUAAAACUCAUCUUUAACCAGAAAGAGGCAAAAGCCAAUCUCGUUAGCGCUGUGGCCAUAUUUAUCAACAUAAAGGAACAUAUCAGAAAGGGCUCUAUUGUAGUUGUUGAUCACUUGAGUUAUAAUACACUCAUGGCCAUUUUCCGUGAAGUUAAAGUGAUUAUUGAAACAAUGUAAAAUGAGCUAGAAAUAAGAGCGAUCCCUUUCAGCAAUCUCCAAACUAAAAGGCUGUUUGUUUCCAAAGAACCAUGCAUAAUGUUUUGAUUAUUGCAGUGUGUGAUGUGCAUUAUAAAUUAUGUCUUUAGCACAAUAUUAUCUGUGACAGUCUAGGUCUGAGCUAGACCAUUUGGGGGUAUCAAAUUAAUAUUUCAUUGUGAGUUGAAAACAUCUGUUAUUGUCUUGUGUGAAUGGGGUGCUUUUUAACAUUUUAAGAAGAUAGCAAACUGGUGGGUGCAUCGUAAGUAAGCUGACUUAUUCAUUAGUAUCUGCUUAGAUCCAUUUGUGGCUUCAAGUGGUUAAAGUGGUUAAAAUAUUCAAAGAAAAUAUCUAGUUAUAAUCUAGUUGCAGAAAUAAGGCAUAUCUAUACAAAAAGAUAUCUAACAGUACACAUAUAUUCGUAUAUAUAUGUAUACACAUACACACUCAUUGCUAAAUGUGCACUCUCAGUAUGUAAAGAAGGCAGGGCUGCUACAGGCUGUUUAAUGUAAAAGGAAUUAAUGUUUUCCCCCAUUCUACCUGCAUCAGAUAACUCAUUCUACAACACACAAAUGGCCCUGAAUCUCAGAUAAAAUGUAAUACUCAUUUUUUAUUUUGCUGCUGCAUUUAUAACUCUUACAUUGUUAGGCAAUUUCAUCUAUGUCAAGUUUCAUCUUGUAAAAGAGAGAGGAGUUAGGUAUAGUGAGGAAAUAUUUCCUGAGUACCUACUCUUAAGUGAGAUACUGUUGUGAUGGCACUGUAUUUGAUAGGUUUCUUCUUCUCAAUAAUGGUCCUCCAAGUUAGGUACUGGUAUUUUUUUUAAUGAUGAUAACUCAUUGUACUGAAUUACCUCCAGUGAGAAUUAGGAAGGUUAAAUACUUUGUCCUAGCUUCCCACAGCAGACAGGUGGCAUAGCUGUUUUUUCAGAUACCAAAAUCCACUCUCAUUACCCUACCUUAUAGUUCUCUCCCACUUUUUUACGUGGUAGCCUUCGAAGUUCACACACUGGUUUUAACGAUUCAGUUUUGCUGUAGAAAAUAUCCCUGCCAGUCUUGCAAGUCUUAACUUCCUCUAAAUGCACAUGUCCAUUAGGCAUUUGGCUAUGCCUUGCUGGGAGUCAGAAGAAAAGUCUGGGAUGAGUUAUGGAUUUUAAUUGGCAGUGUCUGGGAAACAGUAGGUACCGAAAACUGCUGAAUGAAUGAGAUGUGGAUUUGGUGUCAAACAACUGAAAUUUGUUAUAUAUUUUUCCUAAUCUGUAUGUACUUUUUCCCCAAAGAACUGGAAUCAUUGUGUACAUUGUUUCAUACCAUACACUUGACAAUUGCGUUCUUCCUCCUUGCAAAACCAUACCUUAAUUUGUUUACCCUUUGUAAUUUAUUCUUCUCUGUGUCAUAUGAAAAGCUAAAAAGUUCUGUCUUUUACUAGUAGGCAAGCCUGCUCUCUGCAUUUGUACCAGCCAAAUCUGUACUGGGUAAACUUAACUGGGGGAGAUUGAGCCCAGAACUGCAGCUUCAGCAACACAAAACAGGAAAGCUAGGAGAGAAGCUGCUGCCUCAAUCUAGGGACUUUUGGGCUAUAGCUGUGUUUUCUGACUAAUGGUAGGAAUUAUAACCCCUGAUCUAGGCUAAGAGAAUGUCCAAGUGUGUAAAAAUAUUGGGUUGUAUGCUUUGACAUUUUUAAGCAGUUAAGAAACUAAAACAAGGUCAUAUUGUAAGUACUGUUUUUGUGACUUGCCUUUCCCCUCACCAACUGUAUUUUGUGACUAUCUUUUCAUGUCAAUAAAUAGGCUUCUGCAAAUA